Molecule: messenger RNA, 750 nt
Organism: Botrytis byssoidea
Lineage: Eukaryota; Fungi; Ascomycota; Leotiomycetes; Helotiales; Sclerotiniaceae
Exons: 2
Coding region: 1-750 (249 amino acids)
Source: RefSeq, a predicted model, not a curated record
AUGUACAGCAGUCGGAUAGACUGUAAAUUUGUUUCUACAAGAUCGAAAUACAACUUCUUAAAACGCGCUGAGCCGGGAAAGGAAUUCCAGCCACCGGGUUCCAAGACGAAAUAUUGGCUACUCAAGAAUUUCGAGCAACACUCCACGGGAUCCAAAUCAGUGACCCGUAGUCUCAUCUGCCGUUUUGGAACAGAACUCGCCAGUGAUUUCAAAAUCGAUACAAGAGUAACCGCUAAUUAUGCCGGAGUCUCUGCCGAAGGUGGCGCAGGGUGCGAGUACGGUACAGAUUUCAAAUCAACAAGUUUGUAUGGAAUCUACAGUCUUGACCAGGAGAUUUACUCCAUCAGUGUAGUUAAUAAGCAGAUGACCUAUGAUUCAGUAGAAGACGAGUUCAUCAGUACCGCUGCCAAGCUCCCGACCUGGAAGUUAAUAUUCAAGGAUCUCAAGGAUUUCGAUGAAGUAACCGGUAUCUACAAUGCGUUUGCCAAAUUCUAUUCCAGAUACGGAUCUCAUUUGAUACAAGAAGGCUAUAUGGGCACACGAUACCAGCUCAAAGUAGAGCAGAAAGGAAUAGCUCAAGAAAGGAGGGAGAAGUUCUCAACGAACAUAAAGGUCGAGUAUCAAGGUGUGGUUGGACGAUAUAUCAGUGUCGAUGUCAAGAAGUCGGAGUCGUAUAAGCUGCCUGGAGGAAGCUAUUGGCGACAGAAAUUUACCACAAAGGUAUCAAUCAUACUGAUAGCAUGGAGUUAG